ACCAAAGAUUUUGCAAACCCUUUUCCUUUAUUACUUUGAGAAACGAAAUAUCUUUCUCAUUCUCUUUCUCCUUCCCUCCCUCUCUGUCUCUCUGUCUCUCUCUCUCUCUCUCUCGUGUAUGAACCGGUGUAUAUUUAUAUAGAUUCACGUGCGUUUGUCAAACUGGAUUUGUCGGUCAAUCUUUACUCGCACAAGGCAAGGGAAAUAAAAAGGAGUGUCGUAGGGAGCGAGGGGGUGGUGGGUUGUGUGUUUACAUUAAAGAAGACUGGAUAGGGUUUCUUUUUUAACUCUCUUUUCAGGGUAUAUCUCUCUUCAUCGAGUCCAAAGGAAAAAAAAAUAACAACAGCCAAGAUAUUCAAAGCCGUCUUUGCAGUUCUUUUGAUUUUGGGUUCUCUUUGAAAACAAAAGGAAAAGGAAAAGAAAAAGUAAGGUGAAUGGAGUUAGCUUUGAGCUUGGGUGAUCCCUCAAAGCCGUUUUCAUUUCUUGACAAAGCCCCAAAGUUAUCAAGCAAAGAUCUAGGGUUUUGCAUGGGGCUCGGAAAUGGGUUCAGAUCACAAGAGAAAGGGGAUGCUUUUGAAGGUGAAAGUAGAGGAGAAGCUACUAGAGAUGGACAUGACAAAAGGGUGUCUUCGGAUCCACCUCUUCAGCUUGAUCUUCUUCCUUUCUCCCCAGUUCCUCGUAGCCAACCUCCUUCUCAGCUUCGCUUUCCUUGGCUCACUGAUAAUCAAACGGGUUCAUCAGAAGGACAGGGAAGAGGGUUAGAUGUGAACCGGUUACCGGUGGUGGCGGUGAUGGAUGAAGCUGAGGAUGGGGCGGCGUUGUCUUCUCCCAACAGCGCGGUGUCUUCUUUUCAGAUGGACUUCGGGAUUAGAAACGGAAGCGGUCGAGGCAAGAGAGACCUGGAAGUUGAAAACGAAAGAGCUAGCUCAAGAGCCAGCGAUGAUGAUGAGAACGGUUCAACUCGGAAGAAACUCAGGCUCUCUAAAGAACAAUCCGCUUUUCUUGAAGAAAGUUUCAAAGAACACAACACUCUCAAUCCUAAGCAAAAACUUGCCUUGGCCAAGCAAUUAAAUCUUCGUCCUCGCCAAGUGGAAGUUUGGUUUCAGAAUAGAAGAGCAAGGACAAAGCUGAAGCAGACGGAGGUAGAUUGUGAGUAUUUAAAGAGAUGCUGUGAGACGCUGACAGAAGAAAAUAGGAGGUUGCAAAAGGAACUGCAAGAAUUAAGAGCCUUGAAAACUUCUCAACCAUUUUACAUGCAGCUGCCUGCCACCACUCUCACUAUGUGUCCUUCAUGUGAGCGUGUCGCUACCACUUCCACCACCGCUAAUUCCACCGCUGCUGCUGCCACCACCACCAACGUCUCCGCCGCUGCCGCCGCCGCUGGCAGCAAUUCCGAUGCCAAGACUGGUGUCUUACCACUGACUAAGACUAGAGGAUACCCUUUUUCUCCUCUACCAACACAUGUGACCCAAAGCCAGCCCCAGCCCCAAGCCCACCAGGCUGCUUCCUGAAAAUCAUUGGAUGUGACCAGUCAAAAGAUUUGACGCCCUUUUUUCUUUUCCAUAAUGUAAAUAUUCUUGGCUUGGAGGAUUUUAUUUUAUUUUAUUUUAUUUUAUUUUCCUUUCUUGAAUUUGUUAAUUUGUCUGUCUAGCAGUUUUCUUGUUGAUGGGAACGGGGGGAAAAAGAACACGAGAUUUGAGUUUUUGAUAGAUUUUGUUUUUGACUGGGGGUGGGGUGAGGGAGCAAGUGGAAGAAAUUUUGUUAGAAAGCUGCCUGUUUUGUUUGACGGGGAAAAGAAAUUAAUUAUUAAUAGUUACUGCCUAAUGUAAUCUAAUGGUUUGUGCAUUGAAAUUGAAUAUAAUCUUAGUGGUUUAUUUAUUUA
This is a messenger RNA of Theobroma cacao (cacao), 1882 nucleotides long. RefSeq names its product homeobox leucine zipper protein (gene HAT14). Lineage: Eukaryota; Viridiplantae; Streptophyta; Magnoliopsida; Malvales; Malvaceae. Gene Ontology annotation, cellular component: nucleus. The record is from RefSeq and is a predicted model, not a curated record. Gene Ontology annotation, molecular function: sequence-specific DNA binding; DNA-binding transcription factor activity, RNA polymerase II-specific. Gene Ontology annotation, biological process: regulation of DNA-templated transcription.